CAACACCACAAUAGACCCACCCCCGCCACCGCUCUCGCACCCCGCAUCCAUAUCAGCUCGCUGCUUCUCGUUACCACACAUCACCUAUCGCCCACGACCCGAUAGCGCCGUCCGAACCUUACCCGAUAUGUCGCAGAGAGUGCAGCAAGGCGGACGCCCUGGCGGUUCCAGGUUCGCACAGUUCAAGCUGGUGCUGCUCGGUGAAUCGGCUGUUGGAAAGUCGUCGUUGGUGCUGCGAUUUGUAAAGGACCAAUUCGACGACUACAGAGAAUCGACCAUCGGCGCCGCAUUCCUCACCCAGACCAUUGCCCUCGACGAGAACACAACAGUCAAGUUUGAGAUCUGGGAUACCGCAGGUCAGGAGCGCUACAAGUCGCUCGCGCCCAUGUACUACAGGAACGCAAACUGCGCAGUCGUUGUCUAUGAUAUCACACAAGCUGCUUCGCUCGAUAAGGCAAAAGCAUGGGUCAAGGAGCUUCAACGCCAGGCGAACGAGAACAUCAUCAUUGCCCUUGCCGGUAACAAGCUUGAUUUGGUCACCGAGAGUCCUGACAAGCGCGCCAUCACCACCGCCGAUGCCGAGCAAUACGCCCGCGAAGCUGGCCUUCUGUUCUUCGAGACCUCCGCUAAGACAAGCGAGAAUGUACGCGAGCUCUUCACUGCUAUUGCAAAGAAGCUGCCGCUGGAUCAGGCCGGCCCACGAAACUUGAGGCCGGGCCAGCAAAGACAGGGCGUUAACCUGAGGCCAGAGGCGAACCAGACACAGGGACCUGCGGGCUGCAACUGUUAAAGAGACAUGUUGGUCAUUUGCUUUGUAGGUAUAGCGCUCGCUCGUUAUGCGACAUUCAACAAGUAGCGAUACCAUGCCGCUGCUCAUUCCUCGUAUCAGUCAGUCUGAUCUUCACUUGUAGGGUACACUUGGAUCCAGGCGUUCCGGAUCUGCUAUGCGUUAAGACACAAGAUUCGGGGCCACCUGAGAAUUUUAAUUAUAAUGAUUUGCCGCCCCGUUCUAUUA
This is a messenger RNA of Boeremia exigua, 1015 nucleotides long. Its product is annotated as ras family-domain-containing protein. The coding region runs from base 128 to 790 and encodes 220 amino acids. The transcript has 5 exons. Lineage: Eukaryota; Fungi; Ascomycota; Dothideomycetes; Pleosporales; Didymellaceae. The record is from RefSeq and is a predicted model, not a curated record. Gene Ontology annotation, molecular function: GTPase activity; GTP binding.